AUGGACGCAGACGGCUACGAUGACACGAAUCGCGCAUUUUUACAAGCCUUCAUGGCCCGCUCCUCCAUGACCCUCGAAGACGCCCAACCCAUCCUCGCAGCUAUCCUCUCCACUCAUGAGCACCGAACCAUCGACCCCGAAGACGUAACCCAAGAACACCUCUCAUCCUACAUCUCCGCCGCCAACACCGCCAUAUCCCCCUUCGACCUCGAAAUAAGAAGCACCCUCCGUCAAACCCAACCAGAUCCCUCCUCCCCCAAUGCUGCUGCCAAUGACACACCCCCAGACCGAGUCUACGCCCUGGUAAACACAACCAGCGACCCAAUAACCCAACUAUCAACAACCUACACCGCGGACGAAAUCGCCUUCGUAAAACGAAUCCUAGACUUCAUGUUCGACACCAACAACACACGCCUCUGCGAAGGAAUGGCCAUAUCAUCUAUCCAAGCAAUCCAACAAGCAAAAGUCUCCGCUGCAGACCACCGCCGCCAUUCGCAGAAUCCAGCAACGCAAGCAACGCAAGGCGGCGCGGCGCAAAGUCUUAGUAUGACGCAGGCGGAAAAUAUGAUGCGCCAUUUGGUUGACGAGGGAUGGUUGGAGAAAAGUCGUGCGGGCAUUUUCAGUUUGACGCCACGCGCGCUGAUGGAGUUGAGGGGAGGGAGGAAGGAGGAGGAGGAGGAGGAGGAGGAGGAGGAGGAGGAGGAGGUUCGAGACGUGCGCGAAGGAUCAAGUUUUGUGCUGCUUGGCCAACGGUGCGGUGAACGAGAUUGCAAGGGCAGACUGCAUGACCACUGCGUCCGCAAUUUCUUUCGUAUGCAACAGGCAGAGAAAUGUCCCGUUUGCAAGCAGGAUUGGCCGGGUGAUAAGUUUGUUGGAGAGAGGGCUAUUGUUGCGGCGAAUCGGCGACAGAGUCGAAAUGUGACUUCGAAUUCGAAUGCGAGUGCGAGUGCGAAUGUGUCGCGGGGGAGUGCGUCACUUUCGAGUCCUGCGCUUGGAGGAAUGGAAGGGGCUGAUGAGGAGGAGGAUGGUAUGGAAGAGGAGUGA
Molecule: messenger RNA, 1044 nt
Organism: Penicillium waksmanii
Lineage: Eukaryota; Fungi; Ascomycota; Eurotiomycetes; Eurotiales; Aspergillaceae
Product: non-structural maintenance of chromosomes element 1 family protein
Exons: 4
Coding region: 1-1044 (347 amino acids)
Biological process (GO): DNA damage tolerance; double-strand break repair via homologous recombination
Cellular component (GO): Smc5-Smc6 complex; nucleus
Molecular function (GO): ubiquitin-protein transferase activity
Source: RefSeq, a predicted model, not a curated record